Messenger RNA from Nezara viridula (southern green stink bug), 927 nucleotides. The record is from the annotation of a GenBank genome assembly. NCBI's taxonomy places the organism in Eukaryota, Metazoa, Arthropoda, Insecta, Hemiptera, Pentatomidae.
UAACAACUGUUUUAAAUUACACUUGAUGUAAUACAUACUUUUUUGUUAAGAGUGUUGGUCUUACUGUCAAUUGAUAUACUUUAAAGUUCAAAAAUAAAAUAUAUUUAAACAGUAGUGAUAAUGUCUAUUGGAGUUCCAAUUAAGGUGCUACAUGAAGCAGAAGGGCAUAUUAUCACUUGUGAAACGAGUACAGGCGAAGUUUUUAGAGGAAAACUGGUGGAAGCAGAAGAUAACAUGAAUUGUCAAAUGCAAGGGGUUACAGUUACUCAUCGUGAUGGAAGAGUAGUCGCUGUUGAAAAUGUUUUUUUAAGAGGCUCAAAAAUAAAGUUUUUCAUACUUCCUGAUAUGCUGAAAAAUGCACCCAUGUUUAAGAGGCAAGGUGGGAGAGGAGCACCUGGAAGAGGGAAAUCUGGAAUAUUAAGAGCUCAAGUAAGAGGAAGAGGAGGCCCUGGUAGAGGAGGCAUGCAAAGAGGAGGAUGGCAAGGUUCCAGGCGUUAGUUAUUUGUUGUUUAUGAUUGAUUUUUAAUCGUUAAUCACAAAUUAUUUUGAAAACAGACUUAUAUUUGCAGUUUUAUGGGGUUAUACUUUAAGUUAUUUAAUUUUUAAGUUUAAUAAACAUUUCAUUUUAUUUAGGAUUGUAAUUUUAUUAUUUUAUACAAUCUCGAUUUACCAAAAUUGCUGUAUUAUAAAACAUAUUAAAAACCAUGUAACAUAUUGCACAAUGAAUUUAAUUGAUAUGUUGACGGAGAUAGUAUUGCAGUUGAUAAUUUCUGAUUGUAAAUUUGUCAGGUUUUCAGAACAUUAAAGGCUAUCAAUCAAUAUAGUUUUCAAAGUGUAUAUAUUUAUUAUGGUCAAACUGUAGUCUUAGAUGCUGAACUAUAAUUUUAUGAAAAUAUUUACAUUAUCAAAAGAGGUGAUUGUAAAAGU